This is a messenger RNA of Eimeria mitis, 1746 nucleotides long. RefSeq lists its product as uncharacterized. The record is from RefSeq and is a predicted model, not a curated record. The transcript is spliced from 3 exons. Lineage: Eukaryota; Apicomplexa; Conoidasida; Eucoccidiorida; Eimeriidae. The coding region runs from base 1 to 1746 and encodes 581 amino acids. Gene Ontology annotation, molecular function: nucleic acid binding.
AUGGCGAGAAGCCACGCUGUUCCUUACACUGACUCUGCUGCUGCAGAAGGAGCAGCAACUGCAGCAGGAGCUGCCGCUGCAACAGCAGCACAAGCAGCAGCAACAAAGGCUGCUGCUGCUGUUGCUGCUGCGAUUGCCUCUGCUGCUGCAGCCCUCUCCUCAGCACUUACUACAGCAGCAGCAGCAGCAGCAACAGCAGCAGCAGCAGCAGCAGCAGCAGCAGCAGCAGAGCAGCAACCACCCCGGGCGUCUAUACAAGACCUCCACCCAGGAGGCCAUGCAGCAGCAACUGCAGCAGCAGCAGCAGCUGCUGCUGCUGCUGCUGCUGCUGAUAAUGCUCCUUCUGCUUCAGAAAACCAUACAGCAUCAACUCCACCAGCAGCAGGAUCAACAGGUGCAGCAGCAGCAGCUGCUGCUGCUGCAGUUGCAGCAGCAGCAGCAGCAGAGAAACGACAGCCUGCUGACCCUCAGGGCCCCGCCUUGGAUUUGCUGCUGCCGCUGCUGCUGAAGCAAAUCGAGUGCCUCGUCAGGCAGCAGCAGCAGCAGCAGCAGCAGCAGCAGCAUGAGCAGCAGCAGCAGCAGCAGCAGGGUGCAUUAUUUCCACAGGCAGCUCAAGGCGUGGCUAAGAAGCAGCCAAAGACCAGCAAGCUGCAGCAGCAGCAGCAAGAGCAGCAGCAACAGCAACAGCAGCAGCAACGAGGCGUUGCUAUCUUUCGGGGGUUAAGCCGCAGCAGCAGCAACGAGGCGUUGCUAUCUGUCUUUUGCUGUUUUGGUUUUGUUUCUUCUUUUGAGAGGAAGCACGGCUACUGCUUUGUAGACUAUGCUCACCCUGCUGCUGCUGCUGCUGCUGCUGCUGCUGCUGCUGGUGAGGGGGCUAGGCUGCCGUGUGCUGCAGCAGCAGCAGCAGCAGCAAUUCAAUUCCUUAACAACGCUACUAGCGGAUGCAGGGGAGAGAAGAAGCUGUCUGUACACCUGGCGAGGGUUUCACCGCCUUUGCCGCAGCAGCUGCUCAGCAGCAGCAGCAGAAGCAGCAGCAGCAGCAGCAACAGCAACAGCAGCAGCAGCAGCAGCAGCAGCGCUAGGAGUGGAUGCAGCUGCAGUUGCUGCAUAAUAUCGUCUCCAUUCGAUGCAGCAGCAGCUACUGCUGCUGCUGCUGCUGCCUUCAUAUUUCCUGUCAGCAGCACAGAACCGCCAACAGCAGCAGCAGCAGCAGCAGCAGCAGCAACAGCAGCAGCAGAAACAGCAGCAGAAACAGCAGUAGCAGCAACUCGGCCACCAGCAGAAGCAACUACAGCAGCACCAACAGCUGCAGCAGCAGCAACAACAGCAGCAACAGCAACUGCAGCGGCAACAACUGCAGCAACAACAACAGGUGCAGCAGCAGCAGCAGCAGCAACAGCAGCAACAGCAGGCAGCCCGCGGGAGUGGCUUCGUAGCAGCGAAGGAAUUGACGGAGUCCUUGGGCGUUACUGCAGCUAUGUAAAACUAUUUGCUGCUGCUGCUGCUGCUGCUGCUGCUGUUGCUGCUGCUGCUGUUGUUGCAGCUGCAGCAGCAGCUGCUGCUGCAGCUUGCUGUUGUGUUGUUUGUUAUUCCGUCUACUUGUUGACGUUUUUCAUCGUUUCUCAGCAGCAGCAGCAGCAGCAGCAGCAUCACCAGCAACACAAGCAUCAGCAGCAGCAGCAGCAGCAACAAGAACAGCAGCAGCAGCAGCAGCAGCAGCAGCAGCAGGUGUGUGUGUGUGUGUAG